UUUAUCCCCAGGAAGAUAUUUUCAAUUUGUAAAUUGUAAGAUUUUCUUGGUGAAACGGAAAAUGACCACCAAUCCGCACCGGGACUCAGGUCCUCGUUUCAUCCGUGAAGAUGACGAGAGGGACCUUCCUCCACCCUCCCGAUCAGAUGUUCAGCCUCAGUAUGUUCAUCAUCUGGCCCCGAAACCUCCACCUGAGAUCAGCAACAUCCGCAAACACAAAGGUGUAAAACAGAGGUGUGUGAGGUUCACUGUGGCCGCUGUGAUCUGCCUGCUGCUCCUCCUGCUGCUGGUAGGAAUCCUCCUCGCUUAUUACUUCUCCUCGUCCUGUGUGCACGGGACGCAGUGUGGCGACGGGAGCUGCGUGUGGGAGUCUCAGUGGUGUGACGGAGUGAGGGACUGUCCUGCAGGCCAGGAUGAAGCAAACUGCGUGAGGCUGCAGGGUUCCAGUUUCCUGCUCCAGAUCUACUCGACUCAAAGUAAAAACUGGAGGAGUGUUUGUUCUCACGGCUGGACCGACCUGCAGGGGAGAGCGAGCUGCGAGCGCGUUGGAUACAGCAGGGGCACAUAUUUUAAAUCCGGCCACCAGCAGACUGAUCCUGACGAUGGAUUCUUAACAGUGAAGUCUGACUUCAACCCGGAGGCGUCCACACUGCAACAGCUUGUGCUCAGCAAAACGUGUCCCAACAACAGUGUGGUGACUUUGCAUUGUACUGAUUGUGGGAGGGGGGUGAACUCGAGCAGGGCCUCUGGGCUCCAGCUGGCCUCUCCAGGGGCCUGGCCGUGGCAGGUCAGCCUGCAGGUUGCUGGCUCCCACCGCUGCGGAGGAGCCGUCAUCGCCCCCUACUGGCUCGUCACUGCAGCACACUGUGCGGCCAAGGCCUCCAGCCUCGGAGACUGGGCGGUGUAUGCUGGGGUCGUGGAUCCAUUAGGCACUCUGUUUAACCCCAAGUACUCUGUGAGCAGCGUUAUAGCCCACGAAGGCUUCAACAGGGACACUCGCAGCAAUGACAUCGCUCUGAUGAGGCUCUCUAAACCUCUGGACCUCACAGCCUCCAGCGAUAUCGGAGCUGUGUGCCUCCCACAUGUCGGUGUGAACAUCACUGAUCCUCAGACGGGCUGGGUAACACGAUUUGGUCGCCCCGUAAAUGGAGGCUCUCUGCACCUGAUGGAGGCUCAGGUGUCUCUCGUAGAUGCUGCAGACUGCAACCGCUCCAUCGCUUCCAGUGUCCGGAUAUCACAGGACAUGUUCUGCGCCAGAGAGAUGGAGGCCGGAGCCGCCACGUGCCAAACUGACGGCGGCGGCGGCCCUCUGGUGUCCCUGAAGGAUGGAGUAUGGUGGCUCAUAGGGGACAGUAUCUGGGGGGAACACUGCACUGAGCAGAACAAUCCAGGUGUUUAUGGCAACGUCACCUAUUAUCUGGACUGGAUCUACCAUCAGAUGAGGAAGCAUCAAGAUGGCUGAUGACGAGACCAAAGAUGAACCAUCGGAGAUGUUUGUUCACAAUGUUUUGUGUGCAGAUACCUUUUUAUAUCAAACAGUAUCUGUAGCACCGAGUUAUUUCAUACGUAUUACUGUUAAUUCAUAAUUUAUAUCAUUGCUGAUCCAUGUUUUCCUCAAAUUCAUGUACGAAGCUCCAAUGAGCAAUGUGUUCUUAUCUAUAUGUGUUACAUUUUUAUAUAUAUAUAUAUAUUUGUGUGAACUAU
Cottoperca gobio is the source of this 1704-nucleotide messenger RNA. Its product is annotated as transmembrane protease serine 2-like. Gene Ontology annotation, molecular function: protein binding; serine-type endopeptidase activity. The coding region runs from base 62 to 1462 and encodes 466 amino acids. The record is from RefSeq and is a predicted model, not a curated record. Gene Ontology annotation, biological process: proteolysis. Gene Ontology annotation, cellular component: membrane. The transcript has 13 exons. NCBI's taxonomy places the organism in Eukaryota, Metazoa, Chordata, Actinopteri, Perciformes, Bovichtidae.